AUGCUCUCUCAUGCGCACACUCAUGUGCUCUCACUCGUUCACUCACGCGCUCUCUCACACGCUCUCUCACGCGCGCUUUUACUCGCACUCUCACACACUAUCUCACGCGCGCUCUCACUCGCUCCCUCACGUGCACUCUCACGCGCACUCACGUGCACUCUCGCACGCUCUCUCACGCGCUCUCUCGCUCGCACUCUCACUCGCCCUCUCACGCGCACUCUCAAGCGCACUCUCACGCGCUCUCUCACAUGCUCUCUCACACAAUCUGUCAUGUCAUGCGCUCUCACGCGCUCUCACACGCUCUCACGCAUUCCGUCGCAUCCCUCUCUCGCACUCUCUCGCACACUCUCUCGCGCGCUCUCUCAUGCACACUCUCUCGCACACUCUCACACGCUCUCUCACGCGCUCUUUGAUGCAAUCUCUCACGUGCUCCCUCACGCGCUCUCUCACGCGCUCUCUCACGCGCUCUCUCACGCGCUCUCUCACGCGCUCUCUCACGCGCUCUCUGACGACUCUCUCACGCGCUCUCUCAUACGCUCUCUCAUGCGCUCUCUCACGGGCUCUCACACACUCCCUCACGUGAUCUCUCUCGCGCACUCUCUUGCGCAUUCCUUCUGUCACGCGCUCUUUCUCGCGCACUCCCACGCGCUCUCUCACACGCUUUCACGCGCUCUCACACGCUCUCUCACGCGCUCUCUGAUGCACUCUAUCACACGCUCUCUCACGCGCCUCUCACGCGCUCUCACGCGCCUCUCAUACUCUCACACGCGCUCUUUCACGCGCUCUCUCACGAGCACUCUCACACACACCCGUUCUCUCACGCGCUCCCUCACGCGAUCUCUCACGUGCACUCUCACGCGCUCUCACGCGCUCUCUCACUCACUCCCUCACGCUCUCUCACGCGCUCUCUCACGCGCUCUCUCACGCGCUCUCUCACGCGCUCGCACUCUCACUCACCCUCUCACAUGCUCUCUCACGCGCACUCUCACAUGCUCACUCACGCGCUCUCUCGCUCGCACUCUCACUCGCCCUCUCUCGCGCUCUCACGCGCACUCUCAUGCGCUCGCGCUCUCUCACUCGCACUCUCACAUGCAGUCUCACGCGCACUCCCACACGCACUCUCACGCGCUCUCUCAUGCGCUCCCUCACGCGCUCUCUCACUCGCCCUCUCACGCGCUCUCUCGCUCGCACUCUCGCUUGCACUCUCACGCGCUCUCUCACAUGCUCUCUCACGCAAUCUGUCAUGUCAUGCGCUCUCUCACGGGCUCUCACGCAUUCCGUCGCACUCCCUCUCGCGCACUCUCUCGCGCAUUCUCUCUCUCACGCGCUCCCUCAUGCACACUCUUGCACACUCUCACGCGCUCUCUCACAGGCUCUCACGCACUCCCUCACGUGCUCUCUCAUGCACACUCUCACGCACUCUCUCACGCGCUCUCUCACGCGCUCUCACGGGCUCUCUCACGGGCUCUCACGCACUCCCUCACGUGCUCUCUCUCGCGCACUCUCUUGUGCAUUCCCUCUGUCACUCGCGCACUCCCAUGCGCUCUCUCACGCACUCUCACGCGCUCUCACGCGCUCUCUCACGCGCUCUCUGCACUCUCUCACUCGUUCUCUCACGCGCCUCUCACGCGCUCUCUCACGCACUCUUUCACGUGCAUUCUCACACACACUCGCUCUCUCACGCGCUCCCUCACGCGCUCUCUCACGCGCACUCUCAAACGCUCUCUCACGCGCUCUCUCACGCGCUCUCUCACGCGCUCGCGCUCUCUCACUCGCAAUCUCACGCGCACUCUCACACGCACUCUCAUGCGCACUCUCACACGAACUCACGCGCUCUCUCACGCGCUCCCUCACGCGCUCUCUCACGCGCUCUCUUUCGCGCUCUCUCGCUCACACUCUCAUUCGCCCUCUCACGCGCUCUCUCACGCGCACUCUCACGCGCUCUCUCACAUGCUCUCUCACGCAAUCUGUCAUGCGCUCUCUCACGGGCUCUCACGCAUUCCGUCGCACUCCCUCUCGCGCACUCUCUCGCGGAUUCUCUCUGUCACGCGCUCUCUCAUGCACACUCUCUCGCACACUCUCACGCGCUCCCUCACGCGCUCUCUCACGCGCUCUCUCACGAAUUCUCUCACGGGCUCUCUCACGCGCUCUCUCAAGCGCUCGCGCUAUCUCACUCGCACUCUCACGCGCACUCUCACGCGCACUCUCACGCGCACUCUCACGCGCUCCCUCAUGCGCUCCCUCACACACUCUCUCACGCGCUCUCUCACGCGCUCUCUCACGCGCUCUCUCACUCGUUCUCGCAUGCGCUCUCGCGUGAGCACUCUCACGCGCACUCUCACGUGCUCCCGUGUACACGCUCUCCCUCGCCUCUUUUUUAAAUAA
This is a messenger RNA of Closterium sp. Yama58-4, 2385 nucleotides long. Lineage: Eukaryota; Viridiplantae; Streptophyta; Zygnematophyceae; Desmidiales; Closteriaceae. The record is from the annotation of a GenBank genome assembly.